This is a messenger RNA of Boeremia exigua, 2392 nucleotides long. Its product is annotated as Sodium/hydrogen exchanger family-domain-containing protein. Gene Ontology annotation, biological process: vacuolar acidification; proton transmembrane transport; sodium ion transport. Gene Ontology annotation, molecular function: sodium:proton antiporter activity. Gene Ontology annotation, cellular component: early endosome; fungal-type vacuole membrane; late endosome. NCBI's taxonomy places the organism in Eukaryota, Fungi, Ascomycota, Dothideomycetes, Pleosporales, Didymellaceae. The transcript is spliced from 4 exons. The coding region runs from base 198 to 2192 and encodes 664 amino acids. The record is from RefSeq and is a predicted model, not a curated record.
UCCCCGCCCGUUGCCCGCUCCGCCCGCGCUGCACGCGCUCCCCCGCGCCCGCUGCUGAUGAGAAAGCGCUGCGGCCCCAGUCACCAUUCACCAUGGUGUCGACGGUCGCCUGGGCCAUGAUGGCGCAACUGCUGAGUGCGCCGACCCGCCUGCACGCCGCGCGUGGACUGCUGUGCUGACCCUGCCCCCAGAGCGCGAUGCCAUCGACGCGGAUCCAGAUGGUCAGUCCCCCGCCGUGCUCGUCUGCCGUCUACCGUCUGAAUCGUCCGAAUGCUGAUGCGCCGACAGAGGACGCCCCCGAGGCUGGCCAGAAGGAGAUCUUCACCUCGUGGGCCCUCUCCAUCCUGAUCGUGCUGCUCAUCAUCGCCCUCUUCACGAGCUACAUCAUGCAGACGCGCAAGAUCCAGGCCGUCCACGAGACCGUCCUGUCCAUCUUCGCCGGCAUGGUCGUUGGCCUCAUCCUCCGCGCCACAGGCGCAGUUGGCUCCGUCCUGGAUGCUGUCAGCUUCGACUACCAGAUGUUCUUCAACCUCCUGCUGCCGCCCAUCAUUCUUUCCGCCGGCUACGAGCUGCAUCAAGGCAACUUCUUUAGGCAUAUUGGUAGCAUUCUUACUUUUGCCUUCGCCGGCACCUUCAUAUCUGCCGUGUCGCUCGGUCUGAUCCUGUUCCUGUGGACACGCAUCCCCCUCGAUGGCUUCAAGAUCAACUUCGUCGAAGCCAUGUCCGUUGGCGCCACCCUCUCAGCCACCGACCCCGUCACAAUCCUCGCCAUCUUCGACACAUACAAGGUCGAGCCGAAGCUGUACACCCUCAUCUUCGGCGAAUCAAUCCUCAACGACGCUGUUGCCAUUGUCUUGUUCGAGACGGCACAGAAGUACAAGGACGGCGCAGAGACACUGGGCAUCAUGAGCCUGUUCGAGGCUUUCGGCAUCUUCUUCGGCGUCUUCUUUGGCAGCCUGUUCAUCGGCGUCAUGGUCGGCAUCAUCGCAUCGUUGACGUUGAAGUUCACUUAUGUUAGGCGCUAUCCCAAGACCGAAACCUGUUUGAUCAUCCUUGUCGCAUACCUUACAUACUUCCUCUCCAACGCUAUUCACAUGUCUGGUAUUGUGUCGCUUCUGUUCUGUGGCAUCUGUCUCAAGCAUUACGCCUACCACAACAUGUCCAGGCGCACCCAGCUGUCGACCAAGUUUGUCUUCCAAGUCACCUCACAAUUGUCGGAGAACUUCAUCUUCAUUUAUCUUGGAUUGUCGCUCUUUACCGACAGAAAGCUCGACUUCAAGCCCCUUUUCAUCCUCAUCACAGUGGCCGGUAUCUGUGCCGCUCGUUGGGCUGCUGUGUUCCCUUUGUCAAAGGCUAUCAAUGCUGUCUCCAGAUAUCGCCAGCGGCGCCGCGGUGUGGACACCACUGAAGAGGAGAUUCCGUACGCACACCAGGCCAUGAUAUACUGGGCGGGAUUACGUGGCGCUGUGGGUGUUGCGCUUGCAGCUGGACUGACAGGCAACAAUGGCGACACCUUACGCGCUACUGUGCUCGUUGUAGUCGUGCUGACCGUCAUCAUUUUUGGCGGCACAACGGCACGCAUGCUGGAGAUUCUUGGUAUUCGCACUGGCGUAGUAGAGGAGAUUGACUCCGAUGACGAGUUCGAUAUCGAGGUCGUCAACGGUGGUACCUUCCAGCGCAACAAGGGCGCAGGCAUCGGCCACACUCCUCAACCCAGUCAGAAUGGAUUCGGGCUCAGCAAUGUCAAUGGCGCAUACUCCAGCGGCUCCGUGGGUCGCAGCAGUCCUCCCACAAGACCCAAUGGGCAGCCAAUGCGACGGAACUCUAGCAAGCAGCGUUUCGGAGAUGGUGCUGAUCAAGGUCUUCUAAGUCCUGGCGACAGCAACUCCGCUGACGAGGACGAUGCAGACCUCGACCUUCCACCCAACGCGCGUAGAUCACCGAAUCGCCAUGCAUCACCAGCCGGCGCCUCACUCGAUCCACUUUACCCGACCUCGGGCCAUAGAAUGGCAGAGACUGGGGCAGGAGAAGGAUCGAGCAGAGUCGCUGCUGCGACAGACGCAGUGAAACAAUUGUUCAGCGAAAUAAGCCAGGACCCAGCCAACGCGUUCAAACACAUUGAUGAUGGCUUCUUAAAACCACAUCUCCUUCUGGACCCGGGGCAAGGAAAGCCAGGACCUAGCAACGUGUAAGAUCUGGGAUUUGUAGCAUUCGAGCAUAUCUGGCGUUUGGGGAACAUUGAUUGCCGCAUCGCUUGACGCGAUCAGCGAUGUGCGUAUGAACAACCGCGGUAGCAAAUAUUUGCAAUGCAUUUAGGCUAUAGCAUUAUGUCUUUCGAUCCUCCAUAUUCGCCACAACAAACGUUCCUCAGCAGCAUGUGGCUUCCCUGAAU